AUGGCACGGUCUUUGAAAGUGGCGGUGGUCGGAGCCGGUGUCUCCGGUCUGGUCGCCGCCCGUGAACUUCAAAGAGAAGGCCACCGAGUCGUCGUUUACGAAAAAGGAGACCGACUAGGUGGAACAUGGAUCUACGACCCUCGAGUCGAGUCCGACCCACUCGGACGCGACCCAAACCGAGAGAUCGUUCAUAGCAGUGCGUACCAGUCACUCCGGGCCAAUCUCCCUCGGCACUUAAUGGGUUUCUCGGACUAUCCGUUUGUUGUUAGGGAAAAUGGGGAUCCGAGGACUUUUCCUGGGCAUGAGGAGGUGCUCAGGUUCUUGAAUGAUUUUGCGAGGGACUUUGGACUCGCUGAGUUGAUUCGGUUUGAUUCUGAAGUUGUCCGAGUUGAGCUGCUUGACGAGUUGAGAAAUAACGAAUGGAUGGUUGAGUCGAGGACGAGUGGGCUGAGUUCAGUGGAUAUCUUCCAGGCAGUAGUAGUGUGUAAUGGUCACUACACUGAACCACAGUUAGCAAAUCUUCCAGGCAUUGAGAAAUGGCCAAGAAAGCAAGUACAUAGUCACAAUUACCGUGUUCCUGAACCAUUUCGGCAUCAGGUAGUGGUUAUGGUUGGAGCUGGGCCUAGUGCGGUUGAUAUAUCGAGAGAUAUUGCUAAAGUUGCCAAAGAAGUUCAUCUUUCAUCAAGAUCCUCAAAUGUUAUAGUCUCAAAAUCAAACAAAUAUGACAAUAUAUGGCAGCAUUCAAAGAUUGAAUGUGUUUACGAAGAUGGAACAGUGGCCUUUGAAGACGGAUGUCCUGUUAAAGCAGAUGUCAUUUUUCAUUGUACUGGGUACAAAUAUCGUGUUCCAUUUCUGAAAACAAAUGGAAUUGUGACAAUCGAUGACAAACGUGUCGGACCACUUUACAAGCAUGUCUUCCCACCCCAACUUGCUCCUUGGCUCUCCUUCGUUGGAAUACCUACGAAGGUCAUUGUAUUUCCCAUGCUGGAGCUACAAUGCAAGUGGAUAGCGCAUGUUUUAUCCAGUAAGGUGUCUCUUCCGUCCAAAGAGGAGAUGCUGGCUGAUGUCGAGCAACAUUACCGGCAUAUGGAGGAAUCCGGGAUCCCCAAGAAAUUGACUCAUCAAAUUUAUCCACAUGAGAUUGAGUUCUUUGACUGGAUGGCUGCUCAAGUGGGAAUACCACCUCUGGAGGAGAAGAGAAAAAGGUUAUACAUACAAAUUUGGAAGAUGGCUACUAAUUCUCAAGCUGAGGAAUUAAGGGACGAAUGGGAUUUUGAUAACUGGAUAAACCAGGCUAUUUAG
Cornus florida is the source of this 1302-nucleotide messenger RNA. RefSeq names its product flavin-containing monooxygenase FMO GS-OX-like 3. The transcript is spliced from 7 exons. The record is from RefSeq and is a predicted model, not a curated record. Gene Ontology annotation, molecular function: flavin adenine dinucleotide binding; N,N-dimethylaniline monooxygenase activity; NADP binding. The coding region runs from base 1 to 1302 and encodes 433 amino acids. NCBI's taxonomy places the organism in Eukaryota, Viridiplantae, Streptophyta, Magnoliopsida, Cornales, Cornaceae.